Messenger RNA from Acaulospora morrowiae, 666 nucleotides. Lineage: Eukaryota; Fungi; Glomeromycota; Glomeromycetes; Diversisporales; Acaulosporaceae. The record is from the annotation of a GenBank genome assembly.
AUGGGCUGGACUAAAAGCCAUAUCUCUUCUGAUUGGGGACAAUCAACUGCUAUGGCGCCAAACGGCGAAAAAAUUGUAGUUUUCGCAUAUCACACGUGGGAGGUUAAUCCGGAUGGAAUUUACACUCAAGUAAUAUCUGAAUGGCCAAAUACUGUAGCUGCUACUACUAAUGGAAACUUUAUUUACGCUAUUCGUCCUGACGGAUUCAUUCACAAGAUUAACACCUCAUCGUAUUCCACUUUCAAAUGGGCUGAAGCCGGCGGUGGGUGGGAUAAGGCAAAAGGAAUUUUUGCUUACAAUGAUCGUAUUUAUGUUAUACUACCAGAUUCUAUCUGGGAAAUUCGUCUUGACGGCACUUAUAAAAAGGUACAAAAUGAAUCCUGGAAAACUACGCAAUCUAUAGUUGUAAUUGGUGAUUAUGCUUAUUUAAUGGCUGAUUAUGGUAGAAUUUGGAAACUUAAUUUAAAAUAUUGGACCUACAGAGUUCUUUGCAAUGGCUUGGAAAAAACACGCCAAUUACUUACAUUUGAUAAUAAGUUAUUUGCUUAUGAUGUAUAUCUUAGAAUAGUUGAUACUGAUACCGGUGAACAAACUGUUUUAUUUACUGAUAAUUGGAAUGAAGUAUUAGCUGGUUGUAAUACUGCUAGUGCAAUGUACUGUAUAUAG